This is a messenger RNA of Penicillium oxalicum, 5688 nucleotides long. Its product is annotated as putative SNF2 family helicase/ATPase. The coding region runs from base 1 to 5688 and encodes 1895 amino acids. Gene Ontology annotation, molecular function: ATP hydrolysis activity; ATP-dependent chromatin remodeler activity; protein binding. The transcript has 4 exons. Gene Ontology annotation, cellular component: nucleus. The record is from RefSeq and is a predicted model, not a curated record. Lineage: Eukaryota; Fungi; Ascomycota; Eurotiomycetes; Eurotiales; Aspergillaceae.
AUGAUUUAUCAGCAUUCUAACGUGCUACCUAACCCCACCUGCUUCGGCACAUCCCGCAAACUGAAGCAUGCAAAGAAGCGUAUCAAGAGCUUGGGUGCAGACCGCCCGUCCGACCGCCCAUCCACCCGCCUUUAUAUCGCUCCACCGCUCGCCCUCAAGGCCAGCAGAAUAUCGAUGUUGUCGAAAAAGGGCUUGAAAGAAGGCUACGCGACGGGGGCCAGCACUUGCGAUCGUUCUACACUUGAGCCUGCUCUUUGUGAUAAUGAUAUCACUGGGGAAGUGCUCUUGAAUGAUGUCGACAACCAGGCACUGAAAGAAGAUCUUGGGAUCAAAUCUUUAGGCCACCGCAGCAGCUUGCUUAGAGCUAUCAAGUGGCUACGGUCUCGAUCUCAUAAGUAUCAACUCAAGCACGACACCCCCUCUUCCACCGCUCCUCAGUCUCUCUUGCUCGGACAGCCAGACCACUCACUGGCCUCCAAUUCCUUCUCCAGCACACCUUCCAUUUCCGCUCAAUCACGAGCCUCCCCUCCGCCUGCUGUUCCCAACACGAUGCCACCAUCUACGGGCAUCAAAGAGAAACGCAGGAUUGCGCCAACCCUGGUGACAGAAUUACAGGCCCGAAAAGUGGAAGAUGCCUUCCGUGAAGCCGGUCAGUCAUCAUUAGAAGAUCGGCACCGUGCAUCCUCACCGUCUGCUCUCCCCGAGGAUCAGGUCCUCACUGCAACGGGAUCUAGGCACCAGGACAAAGAUCACGGUGCCUCACUCUCCACUCCGCUUCGCUUUACACGUGAAUUAAUCAUCACGGAAGAUUUGACGGAUCACGUGAAUCCAUUUUCACUUCCCAGUCGGCCGGAUACCUCCAAAGGCAAAGACUUCUUUGAUCAAUUGCUCGAAAAGUACAAGGAUGACGGUCAAGUUGAGCCAUUGUACGGUGAGUCUGACCACGAACUUGACGAAGAAACUCUGAAAGAGCUGGAAGAGGAAGAGGAAAUUGAGGAUGUAGAUGUUCCUUGGGCUACAGAGCGUAAAUUGUCAAGUGCAGAAUGUGAAAAUGUCUUCUCAGCUUUUAUUGAGCAGCACGGCAAGAUUUGGAUGGAGAAACAACGGCCGAAGCACCAGCAAAACGCCAAUUUGGUCUGGAACUUAGGCCAUGAGAAGGCUGCUGGGACGGCUUACAGGGAGGAUGCGCUCAAAACUCAGCAGAGGUUGGCCAUCCGGCUCAAGGCCAUGAAGAAAAUGCUCAUCGAGGCCGGAUACACAUCGUCUACCGCCUUGCAUGACGGUUGCCGUGUCAUGGAACCGACGCUCGAUGAGAUUUGUCUGCAAAAGUGGAAAGUGGACAUUUUUGCAUUGCCUACCUGUCCGCCUCCAGGAACCCCCUUGCCCAGGAGAUCUCAACCUCGAAAACGGCGUGUUCUCGAUGCAGACGAGGAGUCAUUGGGCUCUGGAUCCAGCUCCGCGGUCACUUCUGAAUUAGAAUCCGAUUGGAUCGUGGAUGAUGAUGAAGCCUCCUCUGUUCACUACGGCUCUAUGGGGGGAGAAUCAUCUCCGGAAUCUGGGUGUGACAUCCAGCACCGGCUAACCAUUCAGUCCAUGAGCCUGGAUCCCAAUGCAAAGACUGAGUCUUCUUUCUUGGCCGACGAGAGUAACGAGCCCUCCUCUGUGAAAAAGAGGCAACGAAUGAUGAGCAAAGACCUUUGUGAUGACCAGAAGUCCCCUGACGAGACCAGGCAUCGCCCUUCUCUCGAGGAGCCCAGUGCAAAUGAUCACCGUCAUUCAACCCCGCAGCCUCGUCCUCCAAUUCUUGAUGUCAUGCGGCUUGACUCAUCCUCGCCCUCUUCUGAGAAAUCCCAUCAUGUGGACCUUGUGCAGAUUGAGGAUGCAGAUCAAAAUUCAACAUUCUCGGCUGAUUCUCCCCGGGAUAUUGAUGUCAACAUGGAUCUGGACAUGAUACAGACGCCGCCUCUUAACCCGGCCGAUAAGUGCUCUCCCGCCUCAGAGCUAAAUCUCACUCUUAGAUUGUCCGACUCGAAAGACGAAAUCAAUGAUGACGAUGAUGAUGAUGAUAAUGCUGCUGCCGCUGCUUCGCGGGACCGACUGCUAACGUCAGUCAGCAUGGCUAUAAAGGCUAGCCCGAGUCUGGAUGACAUCGAUCUUUUUGACAUGGUUUCGGACAUGAGCUGGGACAUGAUUGAUUCCGCAGGAAACCGCCUUUGGGUGCUGGUGAAGCAAUUGUCGCUUCUCCCAGCCGAUAAGAAUGAGCUUUUUGGGCAGUAUUUGGAAGACCUCAUGGACCCUGUGUACAUAGAGGAAGUUGACGCCGCACUGAGUGCUAUGCUCCAAAAUCAAUCUCAUUUUCACAAGAGAACUGAAGAGGAGAGCGAACCAGGGAUGCGGUUGGCUGCCUACUUCGUUUCUUGGCACAGUGGGAAAAUGUUGGAGUCUGCGGGCAUCGAAAGGAGCUUGUUGACGAAAGCUCUAGAUGCUCUCUCUGAGGACCUGGAUCUAUCGAUGUUCCUCACAUUUUUUCACAGGCUGAAAACCCUUUAUCUGUCCUACAAAGUCUGGAUUCGUCGACAGAGACCUCUUCAACUAGCCGAUACUGGUCCUUCUGAAGCGGAAGCUCCUGACAGAAAAGCUCGCAAGAGGAAAAGGAAGCCUAGCAAAAAAGAGCGAUCGAAGUCCCAUAGCUCACGGCCACUGAGCAAUAUGCAGAAGGACGCUCAGAGGCGCCAAGUAAUACAGGAACGAGCCCGCGAGCGACUCAGAAGGCAACUCGAAAGCAAAGGCCUAAGCAACAGUGACCCUGAAAAACAAGCAGUGACAUUCAAAGAACCAGUGAUCUAUUUGCAUCCCCAACUCGGGCGCUUCGUUAAGCCUCACCAGUUGACUGGUAUCCAAUUCAUGUGGCGAGAGUUGAUUGAGGCGGACAAUCAGCAAGGUUGCUUGCUUGCCCACGUCAUGGGUUUGGGGAAAUCAUUUCAAGUCGUUUCACUUCUCACAACGAUCGCUGCCGCAGCUAUCUCUGAGGACCCCAAUGUUAGAAAACAGAUUCCGAAGCGGUUCCACCGCUCCCAAACCCUGAUCUUGUGCCCGUCUUCUGUUGUUCAGAAUUGGGUGGACGAGUUCAACAUGUGGAUGCCCAGCGAUCACAACCUGGGGCCCAUCCUGCAGAUCGCUACCCGUCACCAACGAAGGGACCUUCAGGUCAUGGACAGGCUGGACGUGGUUGGAGAAUGGGACAGGAAUGGUGGUGUGCUCAUCAUGAGCUACGACAUGCUCCGGAUUCUCAUUCUCAACAAACCCGCCAUUCUAAGUACCGAAGACCAUGGAUACGUGGAGAAUUGUCUGCUUGAGAAAACCAACAUUGUCGUCGCAGAUGAAGCUCACCGGCUGAAGAGCGGCAAAUCGGCUAUUUCACAAAUAGUUUCCCAAAUUAAGUCAACGAGCCGAAUUGCUUUGACGGGCUCCCCGCUGUCCAACCAGCUCUUUGAAUAUUAUCAAAUGGUGGACUGGGUUGCGCCGGGUUAUUUAGAGGAUCCAGCAACUUUCAAAAAGAAGUUCAUGGAACCCAUCCAGGCAGGGUCUUACAUUGACAGUACCAGAAUGGAACAACGAGAGAGUUUGGUCGCCCUGCAGCUUCUGAACGGAAUCUUGGCCCCUAAAGUGCUCCGUGCCGAUACCUCUGUCCUUGCCGGUGACUUGCCACCUAAGACGGAAUUUGUGAUUACGGUCCCUUUGACGGAACUGCAAAGAGACGCCUACAAUUUGUUUGUGGAUUGCGCUCAAUCUGGCCAGACGGAUGCCAGCAUGAGGCUGUGGUCAUGGCUUGCCAUCAUGCAGCUUUGCUGCAAUCACCCGUUUCCAUUCUACGAAAAGCUGGCCGAUCGAUUGAGAGAUCAAGAAGAGUCUCAAUCGAUUCUACCGGACUCCAUUCAAGAAGCGGGCCUUCCCAGUGACUUGGCUUCCCGAAUGGAUAAUCUCUUCCGAAAAUACCCCGACAUUCGAGAUAUUGCGUUGUCCCAUCGGGCAACACUGCUGGAUAAGAUCCUUGAUCUCUGCGCCGAGGCUGGCGAUAAAACGCUCAUCUUCACUCAAAGUAUCCCGACGAUGAAUUUUCUUGACCACAUGCUCAAGAAACGUGGCCGGUCCUAUCAGCGCCUUGACGGAAGUGUACCUGGGUCUGAGAGGCAAAAAGCUGUGAAGAAUUUCAAUUCUGAUAGCAACGUCAGCAUCUUUUUGAUUUCGACUCGUGCUGGUGGAGUUGGCCUCAACAUGUUCGGUGCAAACCGUGUGGUGAUCUUCGAUUUCCUCUUCAAUCCCAUGUGGGAGGAGCAGGCCGUAGGGCGUGCCUAUCGUCUGGGCCAAAAGAAGCCUGUCUUUGUCUAUCGCUUCGUGGCUGGGGGCACCUUUGAGGAGUUUAUCUUUAACAAUGCCGUCUACAAGCGACAGCUUGCCGUCCGCGUGGUGGAUAAGAAAACCGUUGUUCGAGAGAGCUCCCGCAAGACGGCCACGUAUCUUGCUCAUGUGCAUGAUGUGGAGAAACAAAAUGAGCAUGAGGCACUUGGAUGGGAUGCAAAAGUUCUUGAUCGGCUGCUGCAAGGAGAGUACCGUGAUAUCAUCCUCAAUGCCAAGUUGUCACACAUUCGCGACAACGAAAAUGAUCGCCUGACCAUGGAAGAAAGCCGUCAAGUUGAGGAUGAACUCGCAAUGGAGCGUCUAAAACGGUCUGAUCCAGCAGCAUAUCGGGUAGAGAUGAGGAAGAGAGAGAUUCAAGAACGGUUGCAACGGUCGACAGCAGCCAUGGCCCCCCAGCCACAACAAACGAGACCCUCUCAGCUGAUCGGACCGGCUGGUGGAUUUCUUGGGCCCCCCAACCGUGGACUCGGCCCUCUGAGCACUGCUACUGAAAAUCCCUUCAGUACUCAGAGAAGAAGCGAUAUGCAACUCGUACCAUUUCCCUCUGCCACUAACGUGAUUGGGUCUUCUGGAGGUCUUUCGCACACUGAGCCGCCCCAAUUUCCUCACCAGCCACACCCCGACCCGCCGCAAUUAACCGCGAAUCCAGACAACAGACGAGCAUUCGUGGUUCCAGCAGGCAACGAAGUAAUUGUGAUUGAUGAUGAAUCGCCACUUUCGCUGCAUCCAGCGCCAGGCCAGACUCUACCUGUGCGUUCACACCUGUCCUCUCAAGACCGUCAUCGACUGCCGCCUCCACCGGCCACCAAUGCUCCUGCUGGACGACCGGAAGUUGACUUGAGAAAUCCUGGACCACGAAAUUUGCAAAGCCAUGAUACCAGUCGCCCUCACACGGGCCAGCCUGUUGACUUGAGCCGACGACACUUCUCGGCUAUGGACCCGAAAGAAGCCGCGAAGCUAUUCCAAAGCCUUGUCCGGGAAGUAUCGGGAGAUAAUACAGCUGGCUCUUUCCUUGGCGCUGGGUCUUCCGCGGUGCAGAAGGAAAGCGGACCUGGGCAGUCGCUUACGACCUCUGCGAUUGAGGUUCCUGACCCUUCCAUUCCGAAUUACCCAUGGGAGACGAAGGCGUCUGCACAAAAUCAGUCAACGGCGCGAGGCGAUGAUCCCCACAACCGGGACCAUCUCUCUCCAAAUGUCGCCGCGAAUCCGCCUCUGGACUUCAACACAUGCUUCACUCUGGAUUUCAGCGACGACAGUGACAUCGAAUAA